Molecule: messenger RNA, 1398 nt
Organism: Acipenser ruthenus (sterlet)
Lineage: Eukaryota; Metazoa; Chordata; Actinopteri; Acipenseriformes; Acipenseridae
Product: BOLA class I histocompatibility antigen, alpha chain BL3-7-like
Exons: 6
Coding region: 176-484 (102 amino acids)
Biological process (GO): immune response
Cellular component (GO): external side of plasma membrane
Source: RefSeq, a predicted model, not a curated record
AUUGCCAGAACCAUUUAUCUAACGCUCUCUCAACUAGACACCAAUAUUAAACUGGUCUAUUGCAGCGCGGACACAAGAGAACUGCGUCCACCCUCGAGAGGUCGAGGUGACCUGGCUGAGAGACGGGCAGGGUCCCCUGGAGGAGGGGGUGUGGAGUGGGGAGGUGCUGCCCAACAUGGACAGGACCUACCAGGUUAGAAAGACCCUGACAGUGAGCCCUGAGGAGCAGGAGAGACACAGAUACACCUGCCAGGUGGACCACGCCAGCCUGGGGGAGAAGAUAGAGAAGGAGUGGGUGCCAGAGACUGGACUGCACCCGGGGCUCAUUGCUGGAGUUGUCGUGGGUGUGUUGGGUCUGAUUGCAGUGAUCGCUGGACUUGUCAUCUGGAAGAAGAGACAAGCAGGUGCCAACCAGCCUGACUACACACCAGCUCACAGAAAGGAUCAGAGUGAGGUGUCAUCCAACUCAUCCAACAGCUCCUAAGGAGUUGCUGUGAUGCUGAAUGCAAAGGAAGUGAAAACACUCUUUUUUGGUUGUAUUGUUCAUUAUAAUUCCUUGAUCUUAACAAACGUAUUCAAUUGGAACUAAUCAAAUGCAAAUUUGCAUAAAAGUAUAAUUAACUUAAUGUUCCUACACAUCGAGUGUGAUUUUAUUGUAUUGAUUUUAAACCCGACACCUCCUUAUGUCGGACAAACACGUCCGGUUUAGCGAGGGGCUACUGUAUGAUUAUGAAAAGCUUUUGAAUAGAAACACAUUUUUUAUUUGGGGGUGAAAGUGGGGACCCCACUGAUGGGAUUAAACUGCCUUUCAUUGUUUAUUCGAAAAAAUGUGGUGCUAUGCUAGAGAUCUCACUAAAUUCUAUACUGCGGAUCUCUUCAUUAACAUAUUUUCUCUUAACACAUACGACAAAAUGUUUACUUUGCGAAUUGUCGCAACGAAAAUGUAAAUUACAGUAUGUUUGCGCUGUGGAGUAGUGGUUGGGGCUCUGGACUCUUGACCGGAGGGUUGUGGAUUCAAUCCCCGGUGGGGGACACUGCUGUUGUACCCUUGAGCAAGGUACUUUACCUAGAUUGCUCCAGUAAAAAAAAAAAAAAAAACUGUAUAAAUGGGAAAUUGUAUGUAAAAAAUUAUGUGAUAUCUGUGUAAUGUAUAAUGUAAUAUCUUGUAACAAUUGUAAGUUGCCCUGGAUAAGGGUGUCUGCUAAGAAAUAAAUAAUAAUAAUCUACCCGAGUGUCUUCUUAAUAAGCAUCUUCCAGCCCUAGAAUUCACUCCAUAGCACAAGAACCGUUAGGUUUCAAAGUGUGGCAAUUGUGUUAUUUUAAAAGGCAUUGGUAUUAUUGUUUAUUUUUCACUAUCUGUGGCAGUGAUCAAAAUAAAUAAAACACAUUGAGAUCAGA